Molecule: messenger RNA, 14343 nt
Organism: Lampris incognitus (smalleye Pacific opah)
Lineage: Eukaryota; Metazoa; Chordata; Actinopteri; Lampriformes; Lampridae
Gene: lrp2b
Product: low density lipoprotein receptor-related protein 2b
Exons: 81
Coding region: 1-14343 (4780 amino acids)
Molecular function (GO): protein binding; calcium ion binding
Source: RefSeq, a predicted model, not a curated record
AUGGACCUGAGAGGUCAUCAUCUUUUGUGUAUUCUGUUUCUCUCUCAAGCAAUUCAACUUGUUCAGGGAGCUUGUGAUGACGGGGAGUUUCAGUGCUCCAGUGGUCAGUGUAUCAGCGCAGACUGGAGGUGUGACGGUACCGCGGACUGCAGGGAUGACUCUGAUGAGCUCAACUGCCCGCCUGCAUCCUGCAGCUCGCAGCAGUUCAGGUGCGUGACGAGUGGGGAGUGCAUUUCCUCCGGUUUUGUCUGCGAUGGGGAAGAGGACUGCGUCGACGGCUCAGACGAACAGAGAACCUGCGGAGGCCGGACCUGCAGCCCGGGCCAGUUCACCUGCCACGAGGGCCAGUGCGUCCCCAACAAAUACCAAUGUGACCACGUGCAGGACUGUCUGGACAGCUCGGAUGAGGCGAACUGCAACUACCCAAGAUGCACUGAGAAGACUUGCGCCAAUGGAGCGUGCUACAACAAUUCUCAACACUGCAAUGGGCUGCAAGACUGCCGAGACGGUUCAGACGAAUCAAACUGCACAACUCACAACUGCCCCCUUCAUCAGUACGAAUGUACAAAUGGAUACUGCAUCCCGUUGUCCUUUGUGUGUGACCACUGGGACGACUGUGGGGACAACAGUGAUGAGCAGGGCUGCGAGUACCGGAGCUGCAGUGGGAACGAGUUCGCCUGCUCCAGUGGCCGUUGUAUCCCGCAGCGCUGGGUGUGUGACCAGUACAACGACUGCGGGGACUACAGUGAUGAGAAAGGAUGUGAUAGUAACUCCCGAGACUGUUACCCUGGUGAGUGGGGAUGUCCGGGCUCGUCGGUGUGUAUACCAGUGGGCAAAGUAUGUGACGGUAAACCAGACUGUCCCGGUGGCAUCGAUGAAGCCAACUCUACAGCACAGCUGACCUGCAGUUUGGACCAGUGUGCUGCCCUGAGCUGCGAGUUCCUCUGCCACGCGAGCCCGCAGGGCGGGGCGUGCUACUGCCCCGAUGGCUUCGUUGUAGCCAAUGACAGCCGCUCGUGCGUAGACUACAAUGACUGUGCCAUCUGGGGCAUCUGUGACCAGCUUUGUGAGGAUCGUCCCGGGACACACCGCUGUAGCUGUGCUGAUGGUUACUUCUUGGAGCAGGGUCACAUCUGCAGGGCCAACGUGUCAGCCGGAAUGCCACAGCUCAUCUUCACCAACGGGGGCGAUGUGAUGAUGGCUGACACACACGGGCGCUUUGUCAGAACUCUGGUGCCAUCCCAGGGAAGAGGUUUCUCUGUAGGGGUGGCGUACCACUGGCUCAGUCAGACAGUUUUCUGGUCUGACACCAAUACCCAGAAGGUAUACUCUGCCAACUAUGAUGGAGGUGAAAUUAAGGAGGUCCUGACUGCUGCAGUCCACAGUGUUCAAAACAUCGCCGUUGACUGGAUCAACUUCAAACUCUACAUCCUGGAGGCCCGGGUGGAGCGAAUUGAUAUGUGCGACUUCGAUGGGGGGAAUCGGGUCACACUAGUAGCUGAGAACCUGCAGACCCCUCAUGGGUUAGCCCUGGACCCUACGGUGGGGUACAUGUUCUUUACCGACAUGGGCUCUCUCGGCGAGCAGAUGAAGCUGGAGCGAGCGUACAUGGACGGCAGUAACCGCAUAGAACUGGUUAAGAGCAGGCUUGGCAUUCCGACAGGCAUUACCCUGGACAUAGUUACCCGGAGGGUUUACUGGUCUGACAGCCAUUUUGACAUGGUGGAGACAGUCACCUACACUGGCCUUGACAGAAAAACAGUGCUCUAUGGCGGAACCCAGGUCCCACACCCAUUUGGAAUCGGUGUGUUCGAGAACCACGUGUUCUUCACUGACUGGACCAAAAUGGGCGUGGUGCGCACUAAUCGUUUUAAUGGGAGCAACCCAUCACUCCUGUACCGCACAGCGAAGCGGCCCGGACAUAUUGUCAUCUCGCACCCUGUGCUGCAACCUGUUGGGAUGAGCCCUUGUGGCAGACACAACGGCGGCUGUCAGCACAUAUGUGUCCUGAGUCAUCGCUCUGACAAUGACGGCUUGGGCUUCCGCUGCAAAUGUCGCCUUGGCUACGACCUCCAGGCCGACCGCCGCACCUGCUUCGAGCUGAAGGAUUACCUGUUGGUCGCCACUUCGCUGGCGGUACGAGGAAUCCCGCUCAACAUCUCCCUCCAGGAAGACGUCACCCUGCCCCUCACGGGGCUCGGGGCAACGAUCGCCAGCUCUGCGGUGGAGUACGAUGCCAACGAGGGGGCCAUUUUCUACAAUGACAGGGGCAGAGGCCUGGUCUACAAGUCGAACCUCAACGGCACCAGCCAACAGAUUUUGACCGGCUACAGAGUGGGAACGGUUGACGCCAUGGCCUACGACUGGACCUCCAAAGUCCUCUUCUGGACCACGAGCUCUUAUAAAUCGGUUGUAGCCGUUAAAGUGACCGACAAAUCCAGAAAAGACAUCGUGACUGGCUUACGGAACCCCAAGGGAAUCGCGAUACAUCCCAGUGCAGGGUAUUUGUUUUGGUCUGACUGUUAUCGUCCAGCGGUCAUAAUGAGAGCCCACACAGAUGGCAGCAAUGCUGUUCCUCUCAUAAACACGACGCUGGGAUGGCCAUAUGGACUUGCUGUGGACUACACGAUUGACAGGCUGUAUUGGGUGGAUGCCCUUUUGGACCAGAUUGGAUAUGUCGGCAUUGAUGGAUUUGACAGAGAAACGUUUAGCAACAUUGGCCAGAUAACUCAGCCCUAUUCACUCACAAUUUACUCAGACCACCUUUAUGUGGCGGACACGAGGACCAGGGCCAUUUACCAGAUGAGGAAGCGAGAUGGAGGAGGGAACAUCAUGAUCAGACAGAGAAUCAACGGAAUCAUGAACAUCAAGGCCUACUCAGCUGAUCUCCACAGCAUGUUCAGCAGCCGAUGCAACAUGGUGCCUAACGGACGCUGCAGCCAUUUCUGUUUCCCGGCGCCCUCGUCCAGCCGAGUCUGUGGCUGUCCCUACGGCAUGAAGCUUCAGGAGAACCAAAGGGACUGCAUUAAGGAUGGUUCGGUCCCCCCUCCCGGGGACAUCUGCGGAGAUUACGCCUUUGAGUGUGAUGAAGGCCGUUGCAGGCCUAACUCGUACCGGUGUGACGGGAUUGCUGAUUGCAUUGAUCAGACUGAUGAGGCCAAUUGUACUGACACAGGAAUGACCUGUUCUCCGCGAGCGUUCACCUGCAACAACAAGCACUGCAUCCUGUCCAGUUGGCGCUGCGACGGCACGGACGACUGUGGUGACGGUUCGGACGAGAUCAGCUGCCCCACUCGCCUCCCCGCCACCUGCCCUGUGGACUUCUUCAGCUGCGACAACGGCAGGUGCAUCUCAAAGAUCUGGGUCUGCGACGGCGACAACGACUGCGGCGACGGCUCCGAUGAGCACAACUGUAACUCCACCAUCUCCUCGUGCCCUCCCGGCUACUUCCUGUGCCCGGACCACCGCUGCAUCUCCAGUUCCCUGGUGUGUGAUGGAGACCAGGACUGCAGGGACGCGUCUGAUGAGAUGAACUGCGAGUUUGACUGCUCCUCGCUUGAGUUUGCCUGUGCCAGUGGGGACCAGUGCGUCAACUCGAGAUACAAGUGUGAUGGAGUCUUCGACUGCAGGGACCACUCGGAUGAGACAGACUGUCCGACUCGAGGCCCGGGCCUCUGCCAUGACAGCGAGUUCCAGUGCCAGAUGGACGGUCUCUGUAUCCCAGGCGGGUGGGAGUGCGACGGCCAUGCAGACUGUGAGGACGGCUCUGACGAGCACAACUCGUGUGCACCGGUCACCUGCAGGCCCAACUCCUUCCAGUGCGCCAACAAGAUGUGCAUCCCGUCAGCUUGGUUGUGUGACGGCGACAAUGACUGCCGGGACAUGAGUGACGAGCAGAACUGCCCGACCCCUCCAUUCAGGUGUCCCUCCGGACAAUGGCAGUGUCCCUCCGACCGGGUGUGCAUUGCUCUGGAUCAGGUGUGCAAUGGCCAGAGGGACUGCCCCGACGGUGCAGAUGAGUCCCCCAUCUGCAAUGAGGACGACUGUGCGCUGAACAACGGCGGCUGCAGUGACGGCUGCGUUCAGGGGCCCUUCGGGGUUCAGUGCACCUGUCCAGCGGGCUUCCAGCUCCUCAACGACUCCAAGACCUGUGAGGAUAUCAACGAGUGUCGGAUCCCCGGCUUCUGUAGCCAGCAGUGCUACAACGAAAGAGGAACCUUCAGGUGCUACUGCUCAGACGGCUACUUCCUGGAGCCGGACGGACGCACCUGCAAAGCUGCCGAUCCUGUGGCGGCGGUGCUUCUGGUUAGCAAACGCAGCCAAAUCAUUGCCAACCGGAUAAACACGAAACCACCCCAAGUGCGUCCGGUGAUCAGCGGUUCUGCCAUCGUGACUGUAGACUUUGACCGCGUGACCUCCAGGAUCUACUGGGCCGACGCCUUGCAGAAGAAGAUCUGGAGCGCCAACCAGAACGGCACAGACAGACGAGAGGUGUUUUCAUCUGGUCUGAUGGUACCAGAGAGUUUAGCUGUGGACUGGGUGGGCCGGAACCUGUAUUGGACUGACUCUGUCUUGGAGAACAUCGAGGUGUCUACACUGGAUGGGUCCUUUCGGAAGGUUCUCCUCAACAAGAAUGUCACAAGCCCACGUGGACUGGCUCUAGACCCCCGAAACCAUACCAACCUGAUGUUCUGGUCAGACUGGGGUCAGAACCCCAGGGUAGAGCGUGCUGACAUGGAUGGAGCUAUGAGACGGGUCAUCAUCAGCACCAAACUCUACUGGCCGAAUGGCUUGGCCCUAGACUACACCACACGAAGAGUCUACUUCGCAGAUGCCUACCUCAAAUACAUAGACUACUGUGACUAUGACGGCAACAACCGCCAGCAAGUCAUAGCAAGUGACAUGGCUCUCCAACACCCUCAUGGCAUGACCAUCUUUGAAGACCACAUCUACUGGUCUGAGCGCUACACUAGCCGGGUGAUGAGGACCAACAAAUUCCACGGUGGCAACAUCACCACGCUGCUGAAUAACGUCUACCAGCCUAUGGGCAUUGUUAUGGACCACCCCAUCAAACAACCAACAGCCAUAAAUCCUUGCAGAGAUCACCCGUGUAGUCAGCUGUGCCUGCUGUCAGGCAUGAGGCCGAGGUACUACACCUGCCACUGCCAGUCGGGGUGGAAGCUGGAUGCUGACAAGCGCACUUGUAUCAGAGACAACAGUCCAUUCUUAAUGGUGGUGAGAGAGUCGGUGAUCUUUGGCAUUCCCCUGGAUCCUGCAGACCCCUCUAACAAUGCCAUGACUCCGGUGUCUGGCAUCACCCGGGGAGGGGACAUGGACUUUGAUGACAAGGAGCAGUACGUCUACUGGGUGCAGAGCCCUGGUUCCAUAUGGAGGGUGAAAACCAACGGCGCUAACAGGACUCGGUUUGCCCCAGAUGCGAUCAUGGGCUCGCCCUCUGGUCUGGCUUUUGACUGGAUCAGCCGAAUCAUGUAUUACACCAAUCCAGCCAGUAAAUCCAUAGAGGUUAUCCGCGUGGAUGGAAGCCAGCUCUACAGGAAAACUCUCAUCACCUCCACGGGCAAACCAGAGGGAGCUGGAGAGCCUGUUGGAAUAGCCCUCGAUCCAGCAAGAGGGAAAUUGUUCUGGACAGACAAAGGUUCAGACAACGGGGUCCCUCCCAAGGUCGCUAGCUCAGAUAUGGAUGGAAGCAACCUGAAGAACCUAUACACAGGCAACCUGGCCAACAUAGGAUACAUCACCGCAGACAUCUCUGCCAGCAAACUGUACUGGGGCGUGGCAAGCACAGGAGUGAUCGAAUGUGGCACAAUGGACGGAGUGAGCCGGGUGACAGUGGUCAGCAAGCUAUCUCACCCCUGGGGCCUGACAGUCUACCAAAACCACCUCUACUACACAGACCUGGACUACGAGGUCAUUGAGAGGGUGGACAAAGACACUGGCGCCAACAUGGUGGUGAUGAGGAGCGGCAUGUCAGGCCUGCGAGCCCUCAAAGUGCACGCCAGAGACAACUCAGCAGGGACCACCAACGCCUGCAGUUCCAACAAUGGGGGCUGCCCCCAUCUCUGCCUUCCCAAGCCUGGGAACCAGAAGGCUUGUGCCUGUACCACGGGCUUUUUCCCAUCGCAAGACGGCUCCCGCUGCGAGCAAUAUGAAUCCUUCGCCAUCGUCUCUUCACCCAACUUCAUCCGAGGCUUCCACAUCAACAGCUCUGACCACUCUGAGGCAAUGGUGCCAGUCAGUGGAGCUUCCUACUCUGCUAAGGACAAAUUAGACCUCCAUGUUGAGUCUGGCUUUGUAUACUGGACCGACAACAGCACCUCCACCUCUUACAAGGGUAUCUUCAGAGUCAAGACAGAUGGAUCACUGUACAGCAGGGUUGUCUCGUUGGGUGUAGGGAAACAAGGCAUCCAGGGCAUAGCUGUGGACUGGAUCGCAGGUAACCUGUACUUCACUAAUGCCUUCGAGAGCCAGACCUUCCUGGAGGUGCUCGCCAUCAACACUUCCUACCGAAUGGUCCUCCUUAAAUCCUUCCAGGGCCGUCUCCGUGACCUGGCCGUUAGCCCCAAACUGCGCUACCUCUUCUGGGCUGAUGGUGGCCAGACACCUAAGAUCGAGCGGGCCCUUCUCGAUGGCACCAACCGUACUGUCCUGGCGUCAGAGAGCCUGGCAUCGCCCCGUGGCCUCACCAUUGAUUAUACCAACGAUUUCCUGUAUUGGACGGACGACACUCUGGACAUGAUCUCCCGCAUGGCUUCGGACGGCACACAGAGGCAGAUUGUGCGGUAUGGGAGCCGGUAUCCCUCUCCUACGGGGUUGGCCAUAUUUGGGAACUUUAUGCUUUGGGUUGAUAGAAAGCUUGGAAAGCUCUUCCAGGCUAGUAAGGACCCGGCAAAUACUGCUCAACCAGAGGUCAUCCGUGAUGGCAUCGACGGCCUUGUGGAUGUCGCUGUUUUUGAUGCGCAUGUACAGCCCACAUCCGCAAACCAGGUGGGCUUCAACCCGUGCCAGGAGAACAACGGCGGCUGCCAGCAGCUCUGCUUCGCCAUGCCGGGCCAGGAGAGGCCCAAGUGCGACUGCGCCCAUGGCUCGCUCCUCAACAACGGGGUGACGUGUGGUUAUGGGCUCGAUGACUUUCUGAUGUUCACCACGGACUACACGCUGAAUAGCCUGAGGUUGGACCCGGAGGAUCACAGCAGCCCGUACCCAACUGUGGACCUGGGCUACAACCUAGUGGCGUUGGAUUACGACUUCAAGGACAAACGGAUUUUCUUCACACAGUACCAAGGGAUAGGCCGGAGCAGGGUUGGCUACGUCAGCGCCACAUCCAUCACCAGCCCACCUGUCAUCAUAGCCUCAAGUCUUGAUGACCCUGAGGGACUGGCCUAUGACUGGGUCCACCAGCGUCUGUACUUCACCGACUACUACAGCAAAAACAUCCAGGCCAUAGGGGUAGAUGGGAGCAACCGUUCAGUCAUCGCCCAUGCUAACCGUCCCAGGGCCAUCGUUGUGGACCCCUGCUAUGGUUACCUGUACUGGACUGACUGGGGCAGCCCUGCCAAGAUAGAGCGGGCAACCCUCGGCGGAAACUACAGGAGAGCCAUCGUCAGUAGCAGCCUAACUACACCCAACGGCCUUUCCCUGGACUACCAGGAGAGGAUGCUAUAUUGGGCGGAUGCCUCUCUAGACAAGAUCGAGCGUUCCACACUGACAGGUGCCAACCGUCAGGUGAUCUUACAGGGAGUCCAGUACCCCUUUGCCAUCACAGUCUUUCAGCAGGACAUCUUCUGGACCGACUGGACCACCCGCUCCGUCUACAGGGCCGGCAAGGAUGACGGCUCUGGCUUGGCAGUGCUGGCCCAGGAGCUGAAGUACCGGCCGAACGACGUCCACGUUUAUACUGGCUCUAAGCAGGAGAGCUGCUCCAGCCCCUGUCAACAGUUUAACGGAGGUUGCAGCCAUGUCUGUGUUCCUGGCCCAUCAGGCCCAGAAUGCCAGUGUCCUCAGCAGGGCAACUGGUACCUGGCAAACAACGGAAGGGACUGUAUCCGAGACACUGGGAGCCGCUGCCAGCCGGACCAGUUCACCUGUCUCAACGGCAAUUGCAUUGCGGCACGCUGGAAGUGUGACGGCUACAAUGACUGCAAGGACGACUCUGAUGAACUGGAGAGAGUGUGUGCCUUCCACACCUGCUCGGCCACGGACUUCACCUGCGACAACGGGCGCUGCGUGCCGCUAGGCUACGCCUGUGACUACACGGACGACUGUGGCGACAACAGCGAUGAGUUUGGCUGCCCCUUCCCUACCUGCAACCCCGCCACCGAGUUCACCUGCACCAACGGACGCUGCAUCAGUGAGGCCUUCAUCUGCGAUGGUCACAAUGACUGCCGGGACAACGCCACCUCCGAUGAGAUCAACUGCCCUGACAGAUCGUGUCCAGCGGGACAGGUCAAGUGUGACCAUACCAACAUCUGUAUCUAUCCUGACAAUCUUUGUGACGGCUUCAACAACUGUGGGGACAACAGCGAUGAGAAUCCUCUGUUCUGUGCGGGUCGUACAUGCUCCUCAGACCAGUUCCACUGUGACGGUGGGAAGUGUAUCCCCAAUUCCUGGGUGUGUGACUCCAUCAGAGACUGCACCGAUGGAACUGACGAGCCCCCCUCCUGCCAGGACCAGAUCAAGACAUGCAGUCCCAGUCAGUUUACCUGUAGCAAUGGCAACUGUAUCCCUCAAUCAUUAAUCUGUGAUGGCAACAAUGACUGUUGGGACAACAGUGAUGAGGCACCUGAACUGCAGUGUGGCCAGCGGACAUGCAGUCCCAGCCAGUUCACCUGCCCCACCUGGCACCCGGGCCACCCUCGCUGCGUGCCACGGGGCUCUGUGUGCGACGGGGAAAAAGACUGUGCCAACGCAGCCGACGAGCUUCAGAACUGCCCCAACCGCACGUGCCACAUGAAUGAAUUUGCCUGUGCCAACGGCCUCUGUAUCCUGCUGCCCUACCACUGCGACCGUGUCAAUGACUGCGGGGACGGCAGUGACGAGCGGGGCUGCACGUAUGACACCUGCGGCAGUGGCGAGUUCACCUGCGGCAACGGCGCCUGCAUCUCGGCCCUCUUCGCAUGCGACGGGGAUGCCGACUGUCUGGACGGCUCAGACGAGGCGGAGAGCCUCUGCACCACACCACAGCCCACCUGCGGCCCGCAGGAGUUCAUGUGCAAGUCAGGCCAGUGCAUUGACGUCAAGAAGGUGUGCAACAAGCAGAAAGACUGUCAGGACAACAGCGACGAGAAGGGAUGUGGUGUGAACGAGUGCAGCAACCCAUUUGUUCACAAAUGCGCCCAGCUCUGCACUGACACCCUCACGGGCUACUACUGCUCGUGCAACCCGGGCUACCGGCUCAUGCCGGACGGCAAGGCCUGUGAGGACAUCGACGAGUGCCACGACACGCAUGCCGUCUGUAGCCAGAUCUGCGAGAACGCCGUUGGCUCUUACUACUGCAAAUGUGCCCCCGGGUACAUCCGCGAACCGGACGGGCGCACCUGUCGCCAGAACAGCGGCAUUGUGCCAUACCUGCUGUAUAGCAAUCGUUACUAUAUUCGCAGCAUGGCCACCGACGGGUCACAGCUGAGCAUCGUCUUGCAAGGUCUGUCAAACGUGGUGGCACUGGAAUUCGACCACCACGACAGCAGGCUGUACUGGGUGGAUGCGGGGAUGGGAAGAAUUGAAAGAAUGCGAUUUGACGGGAGCGGUAGAGAGACGUUGGUGGAUCACAAUAUGGGGGGCGCAGAGGGACUGGCUUUGGAUUGGGUGGGCAGGAAGUUGUACUGGGUGGACAGUUACUACGGCUCGGUUCACGUGAUGGAACUUGAUGGGCGCUAUCAGAAGAAGCUGCUGUCUGGGGAGAUCCGUGGUGGUAACAACACAUAUGUCAUCAGUCGACCCCGAGCUGUGGCCGUCAACCCAAAAUAUGGCUGGCUGUACUGGACAGACUGGGGAGACACGGCCUACAUAGGCAGGACUGGUAUGGAUGGACAAAACGCCAGCGCCAUCAUCUCAGCCAAGCUGGAGUGGCCCAAUGCGCUCACCAUAGACUACGCCACCAACAAGAUCUUCUUCGCCGACUCGCACUUCAAUUUCCUGGACUAUGCCGAUAUGGAUGGGCAGAACCGACAUCGGGCCAUCUCGGGCUCACUCCCCCACGUCUUCGCCGUCACCCUCUUUGAGGACUGGGUUUUCUGGACCGACUGGAACACACACACCAUGGAGAAGGCCCACAAAUACUCCGGUGCCCAGCGCACAGUGAUGGGCAACAACACGCACCGGCCCAACGACAUCCACGUCGAGCACCCCUACAGGCAGCCUCGCAGUGAUAACCCCUGCUCCUCCCACAGCCUGGUCUGUAGUCAUCUGUGUCUGAUCGCCCCCGGCGGGAGUCGUGCUACCUGUGAGUGUCCGGAUCACUUCAUCGCCCUGCAGGUGGGCUUUAAGAUCCAGUGUGUGGCUGACUGCUCCAGCACCCAGUUCCGCUGUGGAGACAACGAAAAGUGCGUUCCCAUUUGGUGGAAGUGCGACGGCCAGUCGGACUGCGGCGACGGCUCAGACGAACCACAGACGUGCCCUCCCCGCUACUGUCCCAUUGGCCGGUUUCAGUGUCGAGAUGGAAACUGCACCUACCCCGGCUUCAUCUGCGAUGGCGACUCGGACUGCCCUGACGGCUCAGAUGAGGACGCCGCUCUUUGCAGCGACCACCGCUGCCAGGUGAACCAGUUCCAGUGUAAGAACAAGCAGUGCAUUCCGGUGUCCUGGCACUGCGACGGGGUCAGCGACUGCUCGGACGCCAGCGACGAGGACCCCGAGAGUUGUGCCCAGAGGACCUGCCCGCCGGGGCAGUUCCACUGCGCCAACGGUCGCUGCGUGCCGUCCAGCUACGUGUGUGAUGUCCAGGAUGACUGCGGGGACGGAUCUGAUGAGCCUUUCGAAACCUGUAUGGGUCCAGACCACAAGUGUGACCAGGACACGGAGUUUUCCUGCAAGACCAACUACCGCUGUGUGCCCCAGUGGGCCCGCUGUGACGGCGUCAACGACUGCAUCGACAACAGCGACGAGCAGGGCUGUGAGGACGUGACCUGUGACCCCGUGGGAGACUUCCGCUGUGACAACCACCGCUGUGUCCCCAUCCGCUGGCAGUGUGACGGGGGCGACGACUGCGGGGACGGCUCCGACGAGAGAAACUGCCAGCCGAGGCCUUGCUCAGAGAGUGAGUAUCGUUGUGACAAUGAGCAGUGCGUCCCUGGGAACUGGGUGUGUGACCACGAUAACGAUUGUGGGGACAACUCAGAUGAACGAGACUGUGACUUGCGGCCGUGUCGUCCGGACUCGUUCCGGUGCCAGUCAGGCCACUGUAUCCCUGCCGCCCUCGAGUGCGACGGGCGGCCUGACUGCCAGGAUCUGUCGGACGAGACCAGCUGUCCCACCCGUUACCCAGGGGGCCGUUGGUGCCCCCCGCACCAGUUCCAGUGUGCAAACCACCUGUGCGUGAGCCAGGGCUGGGUGUGCGACGGCGUGGACGACUGUGGGGACCGCUCCGAUGAGCAGCUCGGCUUGUGCCUAAACGUCACCUGUGAGAUGCCGUCCAGGUUCCGCUGUGCCAACGGCUACUGCGUCUACGCCGGCCUGCUGUGCAACCGGAAGGACGACUGCGGAGACGGCAGCGACGAGACGGAGGAGCUCUGCCGGGAGCCCACCCUGCCCCCGUGCACGGUGCAGGAGUUCAAAUGCACCAACGGGCACUGCGUGGCGCUGCCGUAUGUGUGCGACCACAACGACAACUGCGGGGACCGCACUGAUGAAACAGGCUGCAAUUUCGGCCAUGACCGCAGCUGUGAGGAGAAACUGUGCCAGCACGAGUGCACAAACCUGAACGGCACGGGCUUUAUUUGCUCCUGCAGACCUGGCUAUAGGGUUGACCCAGACAGCACCUACAACUGCCUGGAUAUCGAUGAGUGUGAGGUGUAUGGCACCUGCCCCCAAGCCUGUAAAAACACCAAGGGGGGCUACGACUGUGAGUGUGCCCCCGGCUACCGGAAAGUGGGCAAUGGCAAUAUGUGCGAGGCUGAUGGGGCGCCCCCUCUGCUGCUGCUGCCGGAGAACAUUCGGAUCCGGAGGUUCAACCUGCAGGCGGAGACUUACCACGACUUCGUUCUGGAGCAGGAGCAUAUCAUGGCUCUAGACUAUGACUGGGACGUCAACAACACCGGACUCAGUAUGGUGUACUUCACCGAGGCCGGUAACAACGCUGCACCGGGCACCAUUAAGAGGGCCUACAUCCCUGCGGUUGAUGAUGGCAGCAACAACGUUGGCGCUGCGGUCGACCUCGGUAUCAAGUACAUCACCACGCCGGCCGGCAUCGCUGUGGACUGGGUGGGCCGAAACCUGUACUGGGCAGACUCCAGGGUGAAGAGGAUCGAGGUGGCCAUGUUGGACGGACGCUACAGGAGGCAUCUGGUCAAAACUGACCUGGGCCACCCGUCGGCCUUGGCCGUCAACCCACGACUGGGGAUGUUGUAUUGGGCGGACCGUGGGCUCACAGCCAAGAUCGAGUGCUCGUGGCUGGACGGGCAGCAGAGGAGAGUCCUGGUGUCCGAGGGUCUGGGCUGGCCCACAGGCCUGUCAGUCGACCACACCAACGGCGAUAGGCUUUACUGGUCCGACUCCAAGGAGAGCCGCAUCGAGUCUGUGUUACCUUCGGGGGAGGACCGUAGGACUGCUCUCUACAUAGACGUGCGGAACCCGCUAAGCGUGAGUGUCUUUGAGGACCACAUCUACUGGAGCACCCAAGAGAGGGGGGAGGUCUUCCGUCAGGACAAGUUUGGCCGUGGCACCAAGACCAAGCUGCUGACCGCCGGGCCCUGGCUGACCCAGAUCUCGGUCUACCAGCAGCAGAAAUACAACUCCAUAGCCAUGAGGAGUCCGUGCAAGGGCACCUGCAGCCACCUGUGCCUCCUCCGCCCAGCAGGCUACAGCUGCGCCUGCCCGGAGGGCACCGGCUUCCUCCCUGGGAGCCACACCGAAUGCGACGCCGGGUUUGAACCGCCGCCCACCAUGCCCCCGCCGUGCCAGUGUCAAAACGGAGGCACCUGCUACUUUGACGACAACAAGGCUCUCUGCAAGUGUCCUCCGGAGUGGGACGGAGAUCGCUGUGAGACCAACGUGUUUGACGUGGUCGCAUCAUCAGUGGGCAUAGCUGUUGGGGUGACCAUCCUGAUAGUGGUCCUGCUGGCUGGCCUGGUCUACGCUGCCAGGAGAAAGUCCGGUGUGAUGGAGAUGCUAAGGAGCAACAUGCCCAGUAUGCCAUCCAUGCCCAACAUGCCCAGCAUGCCCAGAUUCAGGACCGCUUUUGCUCCAGAUGCAUCUAAAACUGUGGAAAGUGAGCCAAGACCAGAUUCGGAGGUGGUGCCCUGCACGUCGGUGUCCAUGGUGGAGGAAGGCGGCGAAGGGUUCGAGAACCCGGCAUAUGACACUGGGAACCGGCCCGUCCCCGGUGGUGCGGUCGCUGCUACGUCCGUCCCCGACGGGACAAACCAGAGGAACGUGGACAACCCGCUCUACGCAGAGGAGGAGGUGCAGGUGGUGGCGGAGCCCGCGGGAGGUGUGGCCGCGCCUGCCAGCGCCGCUGCGGUAAAGGGGGCCUUUGAGAAUCCAGCAUAUGGAAUAAAAUCAAGUGAUGGCGGCUUUACCUCCCAACGACCACCCAGCCACACUGCACAGGAGCAACUGCAAGACAGCAAUGAGGUCGGCAGUCCCAGUGGCAAGGUUAAAAUGCCCCUACCCAGGCCCCUACUCAAGCCCCUACCCAGGCCCCUACACAAGCCCCUACUCAAGCCCCUACCCAGGCCCCUACCCAGGCCCCUACCCAGGCCCCUACUCAAGCCCCUACUCAAGCCCCUACCCAGGCCCCUACACAGGCCCCUACCCAGGCCCUACACAAGCCCCUACCCAGGCCCCUACCCAGGCCCCUACCCAGGCCCCUACCCAGGCCCCUACACAAGCCCCUACCCAGGCCCCUACACAAGCCCCUACCCAGGCCCCUACACAGGCCCCUACCCAGGCCCUACACAAGCCCCUACCCAGGCCCCUACUCAAGCCCCUACCCAGGCCCCUACACAAGCCCCUACCCAGGCCCCUACCCAGCCCCCUACUCAAGCCCCUACCCAGGCCCCUACACAAGCCCCUACUCAAGCCCCUACCCAGGCCCCUACCCAGGCCCCUACCCAGGCCCCUACACAAGCCCCUACACAAGCCCCUACCCAGGCCCCUACCCAAUCAUAA